Molecule: messenger RNA, 1320 nt
Organism: Truncatella angustata
Lineage: Eukaryota; Fungi; Ascomycota; Sordariomycetes; Amphisphaeriales; Sporocadaceae
Product: aspartic peptidase domain-containing protein
Exons: 3
Coding region: 1-1320 (439 amino acids)
Biological process (GO): proteolysis
Cellular component (GO): fungal-type vacuole
Molecular function (GO): aspartic-type endopeptidase activity
Source: RefSeq, a predicted model, not a curated record
AUGGCAAAGUCAACCUUUCAAAGCCUGGUGUUUGUGGCUACCCUGAGACUCGGCCUAGCUGCGCCGAUUUUCGAUGACCUCGAGCCUCGCCGAAACUAUAUCGCUGAAGCGGGACUAUCCAUCACGGAUAACUUUCAUCCUCUGAUCAGAGUCCCACUGAACCGCGAGGCGCUUCUUCAUCCGCCAUUUCCAAUUGCCCAUGACGAUACAGAAAAUCGGCAAGCUGGCACGGGGACCGACCAUAUCAAGGCAAUCCCUCUGCAGACUGAAUAUUUGAUGCAAGUGGGUAUUGGUGGCAGCAACUGGUCGAUGAUCCCCGAUACGGGAAGCUCAGACACAUGGCUCAUGUCUUCAGCUUACCAAUGCCUUGAUCGAUCACACGCGCCUCAAUCCCAGCUGUAUUGCAAUUUUGGCCCUUCAUAUGGAGGCGAGUUCUCGGGUGGAAAGAUUUCGGACCAGCAUAUGAAUAUCACAUAUGGUGGUGGAGAUUCUUUGAAUGGCGACUUCGGAUACGCUGAUGUCACUGUAGCUGGCAUCACCGUCCCACGUCAACAGAUGUCUCUCGUGACGUCGGCCAGUAUUCGAGGGAAUGGACUAUUCUCAGGUAUACUAGGCUUGGGACUCCGCGGGCUCACGACUGCAUAUCUGGGGACAGAUCCCUCCAAGGACAACGAUGCCAAUGCUGCAAGAUAUCCACCGUUGGUUGAGACCAUGAGCUUGAACGGCACCGUGUCGCCCGUGUUCAGUAUUGCCAUGUCUCGUGACGAUGACCGGUCCUUCAUCUCUUUCGGCGGAGUUCCGCCUGCGGUCAAGACUGGAGAGUUCGCUACCACACCUAUCUCUAAGAUCAGCAUCAGCGGCAAACCGGCAGAAUACCUAUACUACGGUCUGCGCCCAGAGAGUGUCACGUUCAAUAACACGGAAACUGCUUCAAACUGGACAAAGCCUACUCUUAUGAUCGUCGACACCGGGACGACACUCGCCUACUUCCCCAGAGACGUAGCAGACAACAUCAGCAGCCUCUUCUCGCCGCCGGCAGAGUAUUACGGCAGUGGUACCUACGUUGUGCAGUGUGAUGCUAUCCCACCCACUGUGGAAAUAGGCAUCGGGGGCAAGAAGCUCAGGAUUGACCCCAGCAGCCUUAUCCUACCAGAGACAAGGACCCCUGAAUUUGAUGCUGACUAUUGCACCACGGGGAUCGCGAGGGGUUCGGGCACCUACAUACUUGGUGAUGUCUUCUUGCAGGAGUUGUUAGUUGUGUUUGACGUCUCGGACAAGAAGGAGAUGAAGUUUGCGCAGAGAACCGACAAGGUGGGUUGA